Messenger RNA from Puntigrus tetrazona (Sumatra barb), 2812 nucleotides. RefSeq names its product serine/threonine-protein kinase 10-like. The record is from RefSeq and is a predicted model, not a curated record. Gene Ontology annotation, molecular function: ATP binding; protein serine/threonine kinase activity. Bases 39 to 2651 code for a protein of 870 amino acids. Lineage: Eukaryota; Metazoa; Chordata; Actinopteri; Cypriniformes; Cyprinidae. The transcript is spliced from 17 exons. Gene Ontology annotation, biological process: protein phosphorylation.
AUCGAGUUUUGCCCGGAGGUGCCAAGCUUGAUGCCACUAUGUUAGAGCUGGACAGGGGUCUUGAAGAGCCUCAGAUCCGGGUGAUCUGUAAACAGAUGCUGGAGGCUCUUCAGUAUCUCCACAGUAUGAAGAUCAUCCACAGAGACCUGAAGGCUGGAAACAUUCUGCUCACGCUGGACGGAGACAUCAAGCUAGCGGAUUUUGGAGUUUCUGCAAAAAACAGCAAAACUCUUCAGCGACGAGACUCUUUUAUCGGGACUCCAUAUUGGAUGGCUCCGGAGGUGGUGAUGUGCGAGACCAUGAAGGACGCUCCGUACGACUACAAGGCUGACAUCUGGUCCUUGGGCAUCACGCUGAUCGAGCUGGCUCAGAUAGAGCCGCCCCAUCACGAGCUCAACCCCAUGAGGGUCCUGCUGAAAAUCGCCAAGUCCGAGCCGCCCACCCUCGAGCAGCCGGCCAAGUGGUCGAUGGAAUUUAAGGAUUUCCUGAAAAAAGCUUUGGACAGAAACCCUGAGACGAGGCCGACGGCCGCUCAGCUUCUAGAACAUCCUUUCGUCAGUUCGGUGAAGACCAACCGUCCGCUGAGAGAGCUGGUGGCCGAGGCCAAAGCCGAGGUGAUGGAGGAGAUCGAGGACAAUCAAGAAGAAGCAGAAGACGAGGACCCUGCUGACCUCUCACCUGCGCCCAUCAAAGACCCUUCAGAAACCAGCGAGACCAGUUUAUAUGGCGACCAUCACCACAACGAAGCUCCGAUGGAGCUCGAGGAGGAGCCCAGGACCCCCGAGUCCACCGAAGCUCCUCCGAAAGAGCAGGACGAUCUCAGCGACAAGUUCCCAGAAGAGGACCACGACAAACCCGAGAGCGAGGCGUCAGGCAAGACCUCCAGCUCCGACUCGGGCAUCGAGGACGGGAAAAGCACCCCCACCCACGAAGAGGACCCCAAGGUCUCGGAACCAGAGCUUCCUCCUCUGAGGACGGCAGAACCUUCGGAGUCAUCGGAGUCUUCCUCGGACGCCGCGGAGCAGCCCCCGGAGAAACCGGAGGAACCGGAGAAGGAAGAAGCUCGCGGCGUGAGGGAGAUGCCCAGCCAGCGCGUGGUUCUGGACCGCGCCGAGUCCAGAGAGCCGAGCAAGCGCACGUCUGCGGCGAGCGACCGCUCCUCUCUGGCUGCCGAGGACGGCGAGAGGUUAUCCAACGGCAGGCUGUCGAAACGACUCUCGGAUGUGACGAGCGAGAACAUGGACAUCAGCCUGAACCUGUCGGGGGAUAUGUCCGUCAACAAAGACCUGGGCACCAUCUCUUUACGGGACCACAAGAAGACGCUGAAGCGCACGCGUAAGUUCCUGGUGGACGGCGUGGAGGUGAGCGUCACCACCUCCAAAAUCAUCACCGAUGACGAGAAGAAGGAUGAAGAAAUGAGGUUCCUCAGGCGCCAGGAGCUUCGAGAUCUGCGUCUGCUGCAGAAAGAACAGCAUCGAGCGCUCACUUUGCUCAACCUGAAGCUGAAAGAGCAGCGGGAGCAGAUGCAGCGCAGGGUCGACCAGGAGAUGAACGCCAAGAAGAAGUACUACGACACGGAGCUGGAGACGCUGGAGAAACAGCAGAAGCAGACCAUCGAGAGGAUGGAGACGGAGCACACCGUACGCCUGCGGGACGAGGGCAAGCGCAUCCGAGCCGAGCAAGAGAAGGCCUACAACAAGUUCCUGGACCUGAUGAAGCACCGCAAGAAAGAGGUCAAACAGGAAGUGGAGAAAAUGCCCAGGAGUCAGAGGAAAGAAAGCAUGAAGGUCAAAAUGACCAACUUCCAGCACAUGAAGUCAGAGGAGGAGGAGAAGUUCGUGGCCGGUCAGAGGGAUCAUCUAGACUCCACCCUGAAGAGCAUCAUCGCUCAGAACAAGCGGGAAAUCUCCGAGACGGAGCGGCAGUGUCUCAUCAAGAAACAGAACCUGCUCCGAGAGCGAGAGGCCACCCUCUGGGACCUGGAGGAGAAGAGCUUGCACGAGAGACACCAGCUCCUCAAGCAGCAGCUGAAGGACCAGUACUUCCUGCAGAGACACCAGCUCCUCAAGAAGCACGAGAAGGAGCAGGAGCAGAUGCAGUGCUAUAACCAGCGUAUGGUGGAGCUCCUCAAGGCCCGUCAGCACCAGGAGAAGAACAGACUCCCCAGGAUCCAGCGCAGCGAGGCCAAGACACGCAUGGCCAUGUACAAGAAGAGCCUGAGGAUCAACUCGAGCGGGAGCUCCUCAGAAGACCGUGAGAAGACCAAGCAGUUCUCAAGGCUGGAGGAGAAGAGGCAGAAGGCCGAGAGACUGCACCAGCAGCAGAAACACGAGAACCAGAUGAGAGAUAAGAUCAGCGAGUGUGAGGGAAACUCUAGAGAACUACAGCAGCUGCAGAAUGAGAAGUGUCACCUGCUGAUAGAAAACGAGACGCAGCGUCUGAAGUCUCUGGACGAGCAGCACAACCAGCAGCUGAAGGACUGGAGAGAACGGCUGAAGCCCAGGAAGAAGGUUCUGGAGGAAGAGCUGACUCUGAGGAAGAAAGAGCAGGAGCUUUUCUUCAGGAUGAGUGAAGAGUCCGAGUGUCAGAACGUGUCUUCUCCAAACAAGCUCACCAAGUUCCUGCCGUACGUCGACUCGUCCACCACAUGAUCCCGACACACACACACACACACACACACACACACACACACACACACACACACACACACACACACACACACACACACAGUACUGGUUUGAUUCUGGUGAGUUAGAAAGCUUCGCCUUUGCUUUAUUUAAAAGCUACUGUUGCUAUUUUAUCUUCAACUGAG